CAUUUCCCUUUGGAAUCCAGCGAAGCCGACAGAACUCUCCUCUCUCUACAAAAAGGAAAGAAAGAGGGAAAAUAAAGAAAAACCCAUUGUGCUUCUCUUCGAAUCUCCCUCUCUCAACAGCAAAAGCAAAAACAGAGGUGGUUUUUGAUCUAGAGAGAGAGAGAGAGAGAGAGAGAGAGAGAGAGAGAUGGCAGCUUAUAGAGCUGAAGAUGAUUACGACUACCUGUUCAAGGUCGUUCUAAUCGGUGAUUCGGGAGUUGGGAAGUCGAAUCUGCUCUCGAGGUUCACCAGGAACGAGUUCAGUCUCGAAUCGAAGUCGACGAUCGGGGUCGAGUUCGCUACGCGGAGCUUGAAUGUCGACGGAAAGGUCAUCAAAGCUCAGAUUUGGGAUACGGCAGGGCAAGAGAGGUACCGGGCCAUCACCAGUGCUUACUACCGAGGAGCCGUUGGUGCAUUACUUGUUUAUGAUGUCACCAGGCAUUCCACAUUCGAGAAUGUCGAGAGGUGGCUAAAGGAAUUGAGGGACCAUACAGAUCCUAACAUUGUUGUCAUGCUCAUUGGGAACAAGUCCGACCUCCGCCACCUUGUGGCUGUCUCAACUGACGAUGGGAAAUCUUUCGCUGAGCAGGAGUCCCUCUAUUUCAUGGAGACGUCGGCGUUGGAAUCCACGAAUGUGGACAAUGCGUUCGCGGAGGUUUUGACUCAGAUCUACCGUAUCGUGAGCAAGAAAGCCGUUGAGACAGGUGAUGAUGGAGCGGCUUCGGCAGUCCCCAGCAAGGGUGAGAAGAUAAAUGUGGGAGAUGAUGUGUCUGCACUGAAGAGAGUUGGCUGCUGCUCGAACUAAAGGCUUGAAUUGCGAUGCUGUGUGAAGAUGUGGCUGAGUUUCGCUGCAUCUCAUGUACACCACCGUGGUGCUGUUAACAGAUUUUUUCAGGUAGAGAGAUUUUAAGAUUAGUAUUUUGUGGAACAGCAGAUGAGGUUUGGAUAGGAUCAGGGUUGUUAUUUUUAUUGCUUUAGAUCAUGCCCCCGAUUGUGAUGUUCUCUCUCUCGCGGGAUGUGAUUUGGGUGUUGUAUUUCUGUAUUAGUCCUAGUAAUGAGUCAGAAGAUCAUGCAUGACUGGAAUAUAUUAUGAUGGCGGGAUUUAUUUGAACCAUUUAUCUGGUGGGCCUGAUUGUGGAUUAGCACUAAAAAACUGCGAUGGCUGGAUGAUAAUAGCCACUAUCAAUCAACUUCAUUUUUUUUUU
This is a messenger RNA of Magnolia sinica, 1244 nucleotides long. Its product is annotated as ras-related protein RIC2-like. Gene Ontology annotation, cellular component: endosome. Gene Ontology annotation, molecular function: GTP binding; GTPase activity. NCBI's taxonomy places the organism in Eukaryota, Viridiplantae, Streptophyta, Magnoliopsida, Magnoliales, Magnoliaceae. The transcript has 2 exons. The record is from RefSeq and is a predicted model, not a curated record. Bases 188 to 844 code for a protein of 218 amino acids.